Xenopus laevis (African clawed frog) is the source of this 1210-nucleotide messenger RNA. RefSeq lists its product as uncharacterized. The transcript has 4 exons. Bases 161 to 433 code for a protein of 90 amino acids. Lineage: Eukaryota; Metazoa; Chordata; Amphibia; Anura; Pipidae. The record is from RefSeq and is marked provisional.
GAUCAGCGCGCGGCAGGGCUCGGGUUAAGAGAAGUGGGUGGGGCGCUGAUUUUCGCCUUAACUACACCUGUAGCUGCCGUGUAUCCGCCCCGCACUGCGCAGCUUUGUUAGAGGAAAGCGAUUUACCAUUGACGUGAUAGUAAAACUUUGCGUUUACAUCAUGAGCAUUCUACCAACACAAGACAGCAUACCAGAGGAAGCAGUAACCAAAUCAUCUGGUGAUGUGGAUGGUUUUGAAAAAGCUGUUGUUGGAGGUGUAAUUGCUGCCGUAUUCCUAACCCUUAUUACUGUUGUGGUGCUGAUCACAGUGUACUUGUACAAGCAUAAAGGCAGCUAUCGUACCAAUGAAAAUGCAAAGGAUGUGGAGGCAAGCAAGACCUUGCAGAUGGAGGACCGUGCCCUCACUCCAGAAAAAAAGGAAUAUUUCAUGUAAUUGCAAAAUAUUUUGGGACUUAAUUAUUCAUAACUGAAGGACUCUUAUCUGUGGACUGUGGAAUGUUUUGACAACCCCUCCCAGUCAUGGUUGACUGUACCGUAACUGUGAAGUUUAGAGGAUCCGGCCUUUCAUGCUGGUGGUCUCUCUGGUCCCUUGCAAGGAGAUGGGUGAAGGAUGUAUUUUUUUAACUUGUGGCAUAUAGGAUUGUAAAAUAAAUGUAACAUUUUACUUUAGUUUUUGGAACCACAUUAUGAAUUUUAUAACACACCUUACAUAUUCUUUAGCACUGUUUUGGUAGUUGCAGCAUGUACCUUUGCCCCCUCCUUGUCUUGCACUUUUAUUGCAUUUCAUUUUCAGCACUGGAGCUUUCUGUUCUGCAAAUACUUUUAUAUAUAAUUUAAUAAUUUAGUCUUGUCAAGAGGGCUUUGCUUUAGUUAGAUAUGUAGUGACCCCUCACUGACUUUAGUUUGUUCCUGCUGAGCAUAGAAGUACAGUGGCAAGUCCUUGCUUCAGCCUAUUUAUUAAAGAAAUAAAAGGUUCUCAUUUUUAAACUUUUUGCAGUAUUAUUUACAAGCGAUUUAUUGGCCAAUUCUCAUAAUUUGGAUAAUUUAACAAGAGUAGUGAUGAGCAAAGCUUUUUUUGGCAGGUAUGGUUUGCUUUAAAUCUUUGCUGGUGAAAAUUUUCAUGAAACUGCUGCAAAAUUUGUGUGGUCCGUUUUGGAGAAUUAACAUUUGUGUGUAUACAGAAAUAAAUAUAUAGUGCUAGUGCAAUAAA